Molecule: messenger RNA, 3313 nt
Organism: Myripristis murdjan (pinecone soldierfish)
Lineage: Eukaryota; Metazoa; Chordata; Actinopteri; Holocentriformes; Holocentridae
Gene: qpctla
Product: glutaminyl-peptide cyclotransferase-like a
Exons: 7
Coding region: 633-1814 (393 amino acids)
Molecular function (GO): glutaminyl-peptide cyclotransferase activity; zinc ion binding
Source: RefSeq, a predicted model, not a curated record
AUGAAACCCGGAAGUGCCGUCCUGCAGGAGGCAGUAGGCUCGGCGGUGGCAGCAGGAGUUACGCCAUUUGAGCAGAGCAGGUCCAGCCGUGACUUGUCCUCCUGACAGUGGCUGACAGUAGUGUUUUUGUUUUCAUCAUUUCUGCUCUGAGGGUGUGAUUUAAAGUGAGUGCAACGUGACGAGCCUGGAUGAGAUGUUGGAUGCGCGGCUCAAGCUAGAAGUUGGUCGCUUCACGCUCCGGGUUCCCGUGCAAAAUGUCUUAUAAGACUCAGUCACUGUAGGUUCAAGUUUUUCAAGACAGCCGACACCGACAGUGGAGAGUGUGGUGCCGCCAGAGACGCUGAUAUCUGCUGUUCACCCAGAGGACAGAGCAUUAUGGUCAAAGUGGAAUGAGUAAGGCAUCACAGAUAAUGUGUGCCGGCAGAGACCAGCCUGCUGGGUGCAGUGCGUGAGACCUGCACGCUUUACGGCUGCCUGCCUGCCUGCCUGCGUGCGUGCGUGCGUGCCUGUGACUGUGUGAGUGUGAGAGUGAACCCCGGCUCACAUGCUCCAGGUUUUGACACGUAGCUCUUAGAGCGGCGGAAAGACGAGACGCUGUCAGCCGAGUGCUGAGUGAGUCCGUCCGGCCAGUCAUGUCCAGGUCCAGCCGCCGGUACAAGUCCCUGCAGCCCGGCAGCGGCAGCAGCGGCUCUCUGCCUGGAUGUGACCGGGUGCGGAUGCCCCGGGCCCGGGUCCUGCUCUUCUGCCUGUUCGGCGUCCUGCUGCUGGCGGUGGUGCUGAGCAUCCACCUGUCCAGCGACACCGGGGCGGGCCGCAGCGUGCCUCCUGUGGAUCUGGCCAAAGACAGGCUGUCCCACAAGCCCAGCAAAUGCUCUCCAGCUCAGAUUCGUCGUUUAGCCUCUCAGGUGGAUGGAGUUCGCCUGUGGGAGACUCAUCUGAGGCCCAUUCUGAUACAGCGGCUCCCCGGGACACAAGGCAGCCUGGCAGUACAGCAGCACAUCUCCUCCACGUUAUCCUCGCUCUCUGCGGGCUGGACAGUCGACCUCGACUCCUUCCAGUCUCCCACCCCCCGUGGCCAGGUCACCUUCACCAACAUCAUCGCAAUCCUCGACCCUUCGGCCCCCCGCAGGCUGCUGCUGACCUGCCACUAUGACUCUAAGUCUCUGCCUCCGGACCCCCGAGCCCCAGAGAAGGUGUUUCUGGGGGCCAGUGACUCGGCGGUCCCCUGCGCCAUGAUCCUGGAACUCGCCACUUCUCUGGACGCCCAGCUUAGAUCCCUUAAACAGCAGAAACCUCCAGUAACUCUCCAGCUCGUGUUUUUUGACGGGGAGGAGUCAUUUGAGGAAUGGACCGAUACAGACUCACUGUAUGGCUCCCGCCACAUGGCUGAGCGCAUGGCGAGCACCCCGCACCCUCCAGGCUCCACUCACACCACCCUGCUCCAGGCUGUGGAUCUCUUUGUGCUGCUUGACCUGCUCGGUGGCCCCGACCCUCUGAUCGUGAAUCACUUUGAUAACACGGCCCGCUGGUUUGACCGUCUCAUCACUGCGGAGAAGAGACUCCACCGACAGGGUCUGCUGAUGUCUCACCCCUCAGAGCAGACCUACUUCAGAAAGGACGUGUACCUCGGACCCGUGCAGGACGACCACAUCCCCUUCCUUCAUAAAGGCGUCCCUGUGCUGCAUGUCAUCACGACGCCCUUCCCCCAGUUCUGGCACACUCUGGAUGACACAGAGGAGAACAUGCACCGACCCACAGUGGAAAACCUCACCAAGGUCCUGGCUGUCUUCCUGGCAGAGUACCUGGGCUUCUGAACGUGAACAAAAACACGAAACACUGAGGUGUCCUGCACGCCCAGACCCAAAUCCACCAAUUUCACCUGAGGACUUCGGCUCACUCGCACCCAGUGCUGGAGUGCAAGUGGUGCUCAUCACACUGGGUGACAAAUGGGGGUUUGGAGUAAACGAUAAUAACCCAGAACCUCAGAUUCUAGGCCCAUAUGUGAUAUUCAGGAGUGGACUGGAUGCAGACACACAGGAGAAGAGCCUGCUGAUCUGAUCUGAACUGAUCUAGAUCAGUGUACUUGAGGCCCAGAUGAACUCAGCCAAAGACUUGCACUAUUGGACUCCCUGGUCUCCUUCAUUUCGUCAAAACAGAUGAGCUUGAGGCCCCAGUCCCACCUUGUAGCCAUGCCUUGUCUUGCAUCCAAAUAGUCUUAAUUUAACGGUUAAUGCUGGCUGAUGAAGGCGGCCUGUUAAUGGUAUCUUUUACCCGAGGAGAUGUGUAGAAAUUCAUCUCUGUGAAUUCAAAAGUUCUCUGAAUCCUUUUGCUCCAUUCUUGUGAAAAAUCUCAGCCUUAUCCCUUCUUUAACCCAAUGUGAUUUGCUAAAGUGUCAUAUGGUGGACAUUCACCUGUGAUUUUAUGCAAUAAGCUCUCUGAGCCACAGUAUGAACACUGUUCAUAGAGUGACAAUGAAAAAGUGACUGAGUAGACUAAGUCUUACCUGUGAAUAAUUCUCUUGCCUGAAGAUCCUCUUGCCUUAAGCCCUAUUUGAACAGGACUAGUAUUUCCUGGUGACCUCUAGUACUUUAUAAGAAGUGUAGGUCCCAGAACCCUCAUCAUCUGGGAUCUUAAUGUCGUGCAAAUUGUCCAUGUCCGUAAUUUGUAAAAAUUCCAGCGCAAAUUACCUACCAUAUUUUGGCAACCACAGAGGUCAUCAGAUAAAAUGAGUCCUGUGCUAAUCAGCAUUUGCACCCUGCUGUUGUUCACCAUUAUGUUUCAUGUUGCACAUUCUGUCCAGAUGAUGCCAUGAGACUCAGUAAAAUCAGACGAAUGUUUUUUUUUGUUUGUUUUUUUUACACCAUACGUAAGGUGUAGUGAAAGGUCUGCAACAAAGUGUUAAUGGGUUUAUUCCGUUAUAGCCCGUUAAUUUACACAAUGAAGUCAAAAACCUACACAAAAAUGGUUUUCACUAGACAUAAUAUAUCUUUGUGUGUACAUAGGAGAAUGUCUUAACUUUCCCAUCUUAGUUUUCCUCAUCCUCUGACAAAUGAAGACAUAUGGCACCUGACUGGAAUGAAUGUCGGUGUCAUGUGGUUAUAUUGUAUGUAAUGAUGUGUGUGUCUUUCCAAACAACAAAAAUCCAGGCCAGUUUGCAGCAGCACAUCUGUGCGUGUUACAUUUUGUUCAGUCAUGAGGCCUGCUUUCAAUGUCUGUCUUUUCCUGCGCAUCUGUAUGUCUAAUGUGUCUCAGUUAUGCGGCGGUGUCUGAUAAUAAGCCAUGUUUGAUAAUAAACAUUACUGAAACAGGAAGA